UGUCUGGCUAUAAGAGUGUAUCUAGGUCUCUGUUUUGUCUUCUUUUUCUCUCCUUCUAAAGAACGCACCAUGGCUGCAGGAUUGUUUCUCGUGGUAGUCUUGUCUCUAUUUUCUCUUUUUGCAGCCAACGAUGAGCUUGCUGGAAGUCCAGAAAACAUUGAUCCCAACAACCAAGAUGUUCUGAAAGCUGCCACAUUUGCUGUUAAUUCAUUCAACCAACAAUCAAAGAAGGACUAUGAAUACAAGCUUGUGAAGGUUGUGUCAGCGAAAUCCCAGAUUGUUGCUGGAGUAAUCUAUACUUUAAAUGUAGAAAUUGGAAAGACAGACUGCAAGAAAGGCACCACAAAUGACAUACAAUCCUGCAGUUUGAUGCAAGACUCACACCUUGCUCAGACCUUAUUCUGCACAUUUGGAGUACUGGAAGUCCCAUGGGAGCAUGUGGAAAACCUUCUUUCAUUUUCCUGCAUGGCCCACUGAUGAAACAGUCACUGACAACUGAAAUGAGUGUAUGUUUUCAUGCAGAAACAAUUCUAAAUGUAAUAAACUGCAAAGAUCUGUGUUUUCAAUC
Rana temporaria (common frog) is the source of this 568-nucleotide messenger RNA. Its product is annotated as cystatin-like. Gene Ontology annotation, molecular function: cysteine-type endopeptidase inhibitor activity. The coding region runs from base 70 to 477 and encodes 135 amino acids. The transcript has 3 exons. Lineage: Eukaryota; Metazoa; Chordata; Amphibia; Anura; Ranidae. The record is from RefSeq and is a predicted model, not a curated record.